AUGACACAACGAACAACAAAAAUAAAUAUUUCUGGUCGAGAGUGGAUCGUUGGAGUGCCUCUCGGAAAUGACUAUAGAAGUGUGUUGGUGGAGGAAUUGAAGAAACUGCGUGGAGAUGACGGAAAUGCUUUACCUCGGGGAGCUGUUUCAAAUUGUGCUCAGAAAUUUAAAGUGGCUCGUAGUACUGUCCUGGCCGUAUGGCAAAGAUACUGUGAUACUGGCUCGGUUUCCCCACGAAGACGUUCAACAUAUCGGCCUACACUACUAACAGACGACGACUACAGGUACAGGUACAUAGAACUUUUGAAAACUGAACAUCCUUCUAUGAGUUAUGAAGAUAUUCGACAAAAGUUAGAAGAAAACGCGAAUGUGCAUGUUUCAAAUUCAACAUUAUGUCGUGCAGUGAGAAGCGGCCUGCGUCAAACAAAAUGGACAUGGAAAAAAAUGAUUAAACCUGCUGCAGAAAGGUUUACCGAGCGGAAUCUCAUUUAUACUGAAGCAUAUCUUCAAGCAUUUCGCGAAAUCGAUCCAAUGCGCAUUCGUUUUUUUGAUGAAAGUGGUUUCACUCUCCAUGCAUCCCAACGAAAUUAUGGACAUGCUCAAAUUGGACUUCCUGCUGUAGAGAUUCAACGUUAUAACUCAGGGGCAAAUUUCACCUUGAAUCUACUGAUUAGCCCAUUUGGUGUUUCACAUGCUAAUAUUGUUCGUGGUGCAUCAAAUACCGAUAGUUAUCUGCAAUUUUUUAAUGAAGCCGCUAAUACAGUCAUGGAAAACGGUAUGCCCGCACUUUUACACGGCAAUGUUGUCGUUGUAGACAACUGUCCCACUCACCAUCACAGGGGCGGUGCAAUAUUAUCCGAGUCUUUAGAUAAUCAAG
Molecule: messenger RNA, 877 nt
Organism: Saccoglossus kowalevskii
Lineage: Eukaryota; Metazoa; Hemichordata; Enteropneusta; Harrimaniidae
Source: RefSeq, a predicted model, not a curated record